GCCUGAGGCAACAAAUCAUAUAGAAGGGAUUUUUGGCGCCAUGCAGGUCCGGAGCCCUGUGGUAAUGACUACCUUGGUCACACUGUUGGUUGCCACUGUGGAUGCCAAGAUAUAUGGACGCUGUGAGCUGGCAAAGAAGCUGGAGAAGGCUGGCCUCGAUGGCUUCAAAGGCUAUACUAUUGGAGACUGGCUGUGUGUGGCACACUAUGAGAGUGGCUUUGACACCUCUUUUAUGGACCACAAUCCAGAUGGCAGCAGUGAAUAUGGCAUUUUCCAGCUGAACUCUGCUUGGUGGUGUGACAAUGGCAUCACACCCACCCAGAACCUCUGCCACAUGAGUUGUAGUGACCUGCUCAACCGCCAUAUUCUGGAUGACAUCAUGUGUGCCAAGCGGGUUGUAGCCUUACGUAACAAUAUGGAUGCCUGGGAUUCUUGGAAACAGCACUGUCUUGGUCAUGAUUUAUCUCAAUGGCUCAAGGGGUGUGAUAUGCACCUGAAAACUGACUCAAGAAAUCAUGGGUGAUGACUCAGAUUUCAUAAGGAUAGAGAUUCCUUUUUUUUCUUUCUUUUGUGGCUUUAAUAAAAGAUGGCACCUAUAAAUAAUGCAAGAACUAUAACCUGUCAGAUGCUUUGAAUUUCUUCAUGUUUUCUAGUGCCUAAGAGUACUCCAUUUAAUUCUUUCCUCCACAGCUUCAUAGAUCUAAUCUAGAGAUAG
This is a messenger RNA of Acomys russatus (golden spiny mouse), 715 nucleotides long. It is a transcript of the gene Spaca5, whose product is annotated as sperm acrosome associated 5. The transcript has 4 exons. Gene Ontology annotation, molecular function: lysozyme activity. Gene Ontology annotation, biological process: fusion of sperm to egg plasma membrane involved in single fertilization. The record is from RefSeq and is a predicted model, not a curated record. Bases 41 to 523 code for a protein of 160 amino acids. Gene Ontology annotation, cellular component: acrosomal vesicle; sperm flagellum. Lineage: Eukaryota; Metazoa; Chordata; Mammalia; Rodentia; Muridae.